This is a messenger RNA of Prionailurus viverrinus (fishing cat), 8929 nucleotides long. It is a transcript of the gene FOXP1, whose product is annotated as forkhead box P1. Gene Ontology annotation, molecular function: DNA-binding transcription repressor activity, RNA polymerase II-specific; RNA polymerase II cis-regulatory region sequence-specific DNA binding. Bases 666 to 2702 code for a protein of 678 amino acids. Gene Ontology annotation, biological process: regulation of transcription by RNA polymerase II. Lineage: Eukaryota; Metazoa; Chordata; Mammalia; Carnivora; Felidae. The record is from RefSeq and is a predicted model, not a curated record. The transcript is spliced from 22 exons. Gene Ontology annotation, cellular component: nucleus.
GUCCGGGAGUGCGUGUGUGCGCGCGUGUGUGCGCGAGUGAGUGUGUGCGCGGGGGUGCGCGCGCGGGCGGGAGUGGGCGCGCGCGGGGAAAGGCCCGAAAACACCUUAGUUUGCACCGAGAGACCAUUUGCAGCGGAACCCGAAAGUUUGCAAGAGGAAGAGAGCGCACGGAGAGCAAGCGGGCAAGGGGCAGCGGCAGCGGCGCCGGGGACCAUGGUGCUGCCGGCGCCUCCUCCGCGGGCGUGAAGGCGGCGCUCCCACUCCCUCCCCGGACUCUGCCGGGGAUUUUUUUUUUUUCUUCAGUUGAUGGUAGUAAUCCCACCAGGUGAUCAAACACUGAAUUUCUGAAUCAAGCCAGCAAACCAAUGUCCCAGGACCUUUUGCUGACAAUUCCAGUUUCCAGACGGAACAUUUGGGCAAUGGUGAAGGCUUCCAGCCCUUCUCUGAUUUGCUGCCAACCAUGAACGGGUGGAUGUGAUGCUUGCUGGCCGAAAGGUGUCCCUCCGUGUGUUGCAGUCCUGUGGCAUUAUGCCUGCCUCCAACCAGUGACCCCCCCAGCUUUUUAUGGCUGUGAGACUCGUUAGAAGCUCAGGGGUAAGAAGUGACCUUUUGAGGUGACUAUACCUGAAGAUUGCUUUCCGGAAGCCAAAAAAGGUUUUUGAGUCAUGAUGCAAGAAUCUGGGACUGAGACAAAAAGUAACGGUUCAGCCAUCCAGAACGGGUCAAGCGGCGGCAACCACCUGCUCCCGUGCGCCGGGCUUCGCGAGGGGCGGUCCAACGGGGAGACGCCGGCCGCGGACGCGGGGGCGGCCGACCUCGCGCACGUGCAGCAGCAGCAGCAGCAGCAGGCACUUCAAGUGGCAAGACAGCUUCUCCUUCAGCAGCAACAGCAGCAGCAAGUUAGUGGAUUAAAAUCUCCCAAGAGGAAUGACAAACAACCAGCCCUUCAGGUUCCCGUGUCAGUGGCUAUGAUGACACCUCAAGUUAUCACUCCCCAGCAAAUGCAGCAGAUCCUGCAGCAACAGGUGCUGAGCCCUCAGCAGCUCCAGGUCCUCCUCCAGCAGCAGCAGGCCCUCAUGCUCCAACAGCAGCAGCUUCAAGAGUUUUAUAAAAAACAACAGGAACAGUUGCAGCUUCAACUUUUACAACAACAACAUGCUGGAAAACAGCCUAAAGAGCAGCAGCAGGUGGCUACCCAGCAGUUGGCUUUUCAGCAGCAGCUUCUACAGAUGCAGCAGUUACAGCAGCAGCACCUCCUGUCUCUGCAGCGCCAAGGCCUUCUCACAAUUCAGCCCGGGCAGCCCGCCCUUCCCCUGCAGCCCCUCGCGCAAGGCAUGAUUCCAACUGAACUGCAGCAGCUCUGGAAAGAAGUGACAAGUGCUCAUAGUGCAGAAGAAACCGCAGGCAGCAAUCACAGCAGUUUGGAUCUGACCACGACAUGUGUCUCCUCCUCUGCACCUUCCAAGACCUCCUUAAUAAUGAACCCACAUGCCUCUACCAACGGACAGCUCUCAGUCCACACCCCCAAAAGGGAAAGUUUGUCCCACGAGGAGCACCCCCAUAGCCAUCCUCUCUACGGACAUGGUGUAUGCAAGUGGCCAGGCUGUGAAGCAGUGUGCGAAGAUUUCCAAUCAUUUCUGAAACAUCUCAACAGUGAGCAUGCGCUGGACGAUAGAAGUACAGCUCAAUGUAGAGUACAAAUGCAGGUUGUACAGCAAUUAGAGCUACAGCUUGCAAAAGACAAAGAGCGCCUGCAAGCCAUGAUGACCCAUCUGCACGUGAAGUCAACAGAACCCAAAGCCGCCCCUCAGCCCCUGAAUCUGGUAUCAAGCGUCACACUCUCCAAGUCUGCAUCAGAGGCUUCUCCACAGAGCUUACCUCAUACUCCAACGACCCCAACCGCCCCCAUCACUCCUGUCACCCAAGGCCCCUCCGUCAUCACCACCACCAGCAUGCAUACGGUGGGACCCAUCCGCAGGCGGUACUCAGACAAAUACAACGUGCCCAUUUCUUCAGCAGAUAUCGCGCAGAACCAAGAGUUUUAUAAGAACGCAGAAGUUAGACCACCAUUUACAUACGCAUCUUUAAUUAGGCAGGCCAUUCUCGAAUCUCCAGAAAAGCAGCUAACACUAAAUGAAAUCUAUAACUGGUUCACACGAAUGUUUGCUUAUUUUCGACGCAAUGCUGCCACGUGGAAGAAUGCAGUGCGUCAUAAUCUUAGUCUUCACAAGUGUUUUGUGCGAGUAGAAAACGUUAAAGGGGCAGUAUGGACAGUGGAUGAAGUAGAAUUCCAAAAACGAAGGCCACAAAAGAUCAGUGGUAACCCUUCCCUUAUUAAAAACAUGCAAAGCAGCCACGCCUACUGCACACCUCUCAAUGCAGCUUUACAGGCUUCGAUGGCUGAGAAUAGUAUACCUCUAUACACUACCGCUUCCAUGGGAAAUCCCACUCUGGGCAACUUAGCCAGCGCCAUACGGGAAGAGCUGAACGGGGCAAUGGAGCAUACCAACAGCAACGAGAGUGACAGCAGUCCGGGCAGAUCCCCUAUGCAAGCUGUGCAUCCUGUGCACGUCAAAGAAGAGCCCCUCGAUCCAGAGGAAGCUGAAGGGCCUCUAUCCUUAGUGACAACAGCCAACCACAGUCCAGAUUUUGACCACGACCGAGAUUACGAAGACGAACCCGUAAAUGAGGACAUGGAGUGAGCGUCUCUGGGCAGGCCAACCCCAAGAACGAAGAUUGGGGGGGAAAAACACGUCAAAAGUCAGCAGUGAAAUUGUUCUCCAUUUGUUGUACAGUCUGGAGGAUUUUCACUCCAUUCGGACAACUCUGAAACGUGUUAACUCUGAGUGCCAUCAAGAAUCCCAUUUGGGAGUAUUUUUGAUUUUUCUACUUUUUGUUGAAAAAAGGAAUUUGUACUCUGUGCAUUGGAUGGACUUGUUUGGUACUUGGGAUUUUCCUCUCCUAACAGUCAACAUCAGUGUUGUAAAUUUGCUAAACUGAUUCACUUUUAGCAGCAGACUUUGAACUGCCGUCCUGCCGACGUGGGACACCGAGGACACCCAACUGAGCAUGUGCGUCUAAGCUGCAGACCAAGCCUCUGCCCAGAAUUUAAGGAUUCCAAUGGACGACCUAUUUGCACAGUACUGCAUGUUGAUUAUCACUGCCUUUACUCCUUUUUUUUUUUUUUCGUUUUUGUUUUGCUUCCAGUUGGGAUGGGGAAGGCCUUUGUGUGUGUAUUGGGGGGAGGGGGUUAAAAAAGUAAUUAUCCCAAACUUUUUAAUGUAUUGCUUUUUUUUUUUUUUUUUUUUUUUUUUUUUUGCUUCUACUAUACCAUUUUAAGUUCUGACCUCAGGCCUCCAUUUGGGCCCACGGCCUCCUGGAGGCUUAAAGUUUUCUGUACCUUGUGAUGAAUGUUAAUAGGUGUUUUUAUUAUACAAAGCUGAAUGUCAUUUCUUGUUUGUAGUUUUCUGUCACUCAUUCCAUUUUCCUUCAGACAUCACCACGUUUUCUCUAAAGUCAGAAAACAUUCCGUUUUGGUCUUUUUCAAAAAAGGUCCCAAAUGCUGCACUCUCUACACAUGAAGGUCCUCUCACACAGACCUGAAGUCCUGCCAGAAAGAGAAUGAAUGACAGAAAAAAAAGAGAGAGAGAGACACCCUAGGAACAAUGCAGAUUCAUUCCACGAAGCAGUAUUGGAGGUGGGAAGGGGGUGGUUUCAGUUUCUUUUUUGUUUUGUUUUUUGCAGCUACCAUCAUUGUCAGUAAAUGCCACAGCAUUCUGCGAGCACAAGGACACAUAGGCAGCACUACCCCCCCCCCCCCCCAACCCAGAUUCUCCUGCUAGACGGACAGUGUGGCUGUGGAAGGCUCUCCCACGGGUAACCAAGUUGCCAUGGGCCACAAGCUCUCUGAUGUUAAAACCAGCCUGGGUUGCUUUGUUUGCAAAAUGGCCAAAAAGCUGGCUUCCCUGAGCAACUCUGCUGAAAAGUGGUUGGCGGCGCUGAAUUUAAACAUCAGUCCAGACCUGCUUGGUGGCAUUAAUCUGUUUGAAUGCAAAUUAGAUUUCAGAUUGAAUUUGUGAUGGAAGUUAAUGAGGACUGAGUUCAGCAAAUGCUAAAGUGUUAAUUUCAAACGUGCAAAUUCGGUACUGCAGUUGAGUUUGUUAUGCAAUAUUAUCCCACCAAGCCAGUAUCCAAAACUAACAGUAGAAGACAUCGAGGAGACGGGGGUGCAUGGCGCCCCUGAGCGUUUGGAGAAAGAAACGUGGCAUAUGCCGAACGUGACGGCCAUCGGUCAGUACAACCUCAGUCCUUAGGAACCCCUCAGUGCUUCCACUCUGCACCCACUUUCCUGUCACUCAUUUAUUUAUCUAGGACCGUAGCUUUUGUUUUAGUUUGAGAGCCUUUUGGAGCUUAAUUUAUAUUCUUUGUACCUUUUUUUCUAAAAUUACCAAAGAUAUUACACAAAGGUAAAUUAUGUUCUCUGUUUUAUGCUUUAUCUGAUGAAGCCAAAUAUCCUCUUAUUGUUGAUCAAAGGAGGCGAAAGAAUUUUAGAGGCAAUUGAUGAGUUAUAGGCUAUUGCUAACCUGAGAAAGAGAACUGCUCCUUCUUCAUAGAAUAAAUUUAGAAGACCAAGUAGGUAAUGGAACCAAAGUUGUUAUUUUUGUUAUUUUUUUUUUUUCUUGUUCUGUACCUCGACAGAGACCAAAAUUCCUAAAGAGAGAUUAUGGGGCUGCUGAAGGUGAAAAUGGGGCACAGUGUUACAGGAGCGAAAGAAGGAAGGGAGUCCCAUCUCAAAAACCUGAAUGGAUGCCACUGAAAAUUAGGGGUAACCAGUAAAGGAGACAGUUAAGAAAAAAUGUAAAGAAAACAAAAACUUCUACAUUGGAACUAAAUCGCAGGCACAUUUCUAGAAUACAUUUUUGUUUUUCUUUUUACAGAAAGAGGUAUGCCACUUUGGUUUUAAGGACCAUGCUAGGAUCACUGCAUGUAUUAUGCUUUGUCUUGGCAUAUAUCUUCCGGUUUUUUGUUGGUUUUUUUUUUUUUUUAAUGUUUUCCUUUUUCCUUCCUUUUUUUCUAAUUAGGCUUUGGUCAGCAUUUUCCAUUGAAAGAAAAAAAAAAAAAGUAACACUCCCGUCCACUCAUGAGCUUGGUACAAAAACUUCUUUGGCCAUUUCUUUUGAAGCUUCACUGUGCUUUCUGUAUAAAGGGCAGUCUGUGGUCACUCGAGACUUUUUUUUUUUUUUUUAACUUUUCCAGGCAGCUUCAUGAUGUGCAGGCAGUAGCCAGACAGGGUCAUGGGAAGGGGGCCCUGUGCUUCUAAACUGAGUGGUUGCUGGUUCGUUUGGUAUUCAAAAGAGGAUAAAAAUCUGGUAGAUUAGUUCAUUCUCAGCAUGUGUAGCUAGACAUGAGUAAAGAUAACAGCAUGAGAAACUGUUAGUACGCAUACCUCAGUUCAAACCUUUAGGGAAUGAUGAAAAUAAAAAAAAAAAAUACAUUUCACUCAGUUGCACUUAGUCGUAUGUCUUGCAUGCUUAGUCUAAAGACUGUAGCAAAAAAAAAAAAAAAAAGAAAAAUUAGAUUUUACAUAUCUUUGCAGGUCUCCCAACCCUGCAGAAGAACCAAUUGAAAAAAAAAAUUCUCAGGCUUUACAGCAAGCAAACUUCACUAUGAUUUUUACAAUUCUGAUUCUGUAUCCCUUGGGGGGGGUUAUUCCAGUCGCUUCUUUAGGAUGGGGUUUAUUAUGUUGUACAUAUAUUCCAAUGUGUCUUGUGUGAAUCUUUGUCUUUUUUGGGGGAGGGCAGAGGGCGGUUCUUUUUUUAGAUAUUGUUCCUAAAAAGGAAUAAAUGCAUACACCUGUUUGUCAAACACCUUUGCUUUUUGUGCAACUGCUUUAUAUUAACGAUACUAAAAAAAAAAAAAAUAGCUUUGGGAAAAAACUACUGUAUGUAAUGGAAUUGCAGAAUUUGCUGCACAUGUAUUUUAUUUAGUUAUCCUUGCUUUAAGAAUAUUGGAUGACAUUUCCUGACAUGUGGGAGGGAGAAAUUCCCUAACCUUUUUUUUUUUUUCCUUUUAAAUUGUAACAUAGUUGACAGAUUUUUUUUUUUUCUGUUCUCAUUGAUCAGAGCAUUUUGUACAGAUUCGUGUGUGUGUGCGUGCGCGUGUGUGUUAACCUGUUUUUUGAUACAUUCCUAUCCCUUGUGUUUAUCCCACCACUGCCUUCCUGGCUAUCUUAAACAAGUUCAUACAUUUGAAAAGAGAAAAAAAAAUGCUGUUUAAAAAAAUGUUUUCUCCUGCUGCAGUAAAUAUUUUGCAUGAUGAAAUUCCAGGGUCACACUUUCAAAGUUUAUCAGUGAAGUAGUGAUUAAUAAUGGGGAGUUGUCAAAGCUAUUGAACUUUUUUGUAUAAAAAAAAAAAAAAAACUUUACAAGGUGCCAAGAUGUAAAGACAAUUUGUUACUUUUCCUUUUCCUUUUUUUUUUUUUUUCCUCCAAAGAAAAGCGUACAUUAGGGAGACAGUCCCUUGUAUCAGGCAAAUGCACUGUCAGGAAUGAGAAUCCAUCCUACUUGUCCCUAGAGUCUGUCCUUGUAAGACAAGUGACGCUGCCCGCGUUGAAAACCAGCAGUGAAAUGAAAUAUCAAGGCUUCUGUACACGAAGAGUGACCGCCAACCUUGCCACCCUCGGACAGCGCUAACAUUACAGCCAGCAUUCCGUCAGACCUAGGAAAGAAUACCUUGGAUUCUUAACCCAAAAUCGAUUGAUGUAAAUCACUAGCUAUUUUAUUGUGGGGGGAAAAAAAGUUAAAAAAAAUAUCUCCUGUCCUUUCCACAUUCCAACUGAGCUCCGUUUCCAAGGGUACAAAGAAGAACAUGCUUGUAAGGAUUUUGAAUCUUUUGGGUACCUGUUGGUUAAUGGUAUAUAUACCCUCUUGAUAUUUUGGAUGUUUUUGAAUGUUGGUUUCGCUUUUUUAUCCUGAGAAUGAGACUUAAAAUUCUAAAGGCAUUUUAUGGGGCCGGUGUAGUUCCCACGAUCUCUGCUACCCAGAAGCCUUGAUGAAGAUGGUCUAGUCUGGACUAUGAGCACGGUGCUUCGUGGAUAUGUGCUGCCAGUAACAAGAAUUUUUUUUUUCUGUUUUGUUUUGUUUUGAUAAGGCAUAAAAGAAACUCAUUCCUUGACAUCAACUGUAAUUCCAUCAUUCCGUGUCUGUGGAUACAGACAAUAAAAAAAAAAAAAUGUUGUGUAGUCAGUACUCAUGACUGACAUUAUAGCAUUCUCAAAUGCAAUAAAAAUGCUGUUUGUUCACACUGGUAGUAAAAAGUCGCCACAGCCUAAGUUUCUUUCCCCUUCUGACCUGCUGAUACUGUAUGUUAGGCAUCUGCCUUAGGUUUAUCACCAGCUGCUUGCAACACAGAAUUAAAAUCAAUCUUAACUAAAAGCUUUCAUCAUCACAGAGGGCUGAAGCUCUCAUCCUCAGGGUUUCAAAGUCCCGAGUUUCCACUUAGAGAAACUGGAAAAAAAACAAAAGCGAUAGAAGCUACCUUUUCUCCCGAGGAAGUGCACCCUUAUUUUUCUUCAUCAAAUUUUAUCCAGAAAAAAAAACCCACAAAAUGUUUAAUAACUAGCAUUAAGAGCAAACUAAAAUUUCACAGGAAAGCAAUUUCAUGAAUAAUUCAUUAAAAUUUCACAUCUGCAAGAUUAGUCAUCCAAAUAAAAUGCUAAUGUCAAAAACAUGCACCGUCUAUAAUAUUCUCAUCAAGAAAUCUUUUUGCAUAUAAUGAUAAAUGCUUAGAUUAGAACAAAUGAUUUUAUAAAAAUAUUCUAUCAAAAGUAUGCUAGAUAACCACAUCCACUACAGCAAACAGUGAAGCACGAGGAACUAAAUAUUCCAGAAAUACCAUCUUGAUUUCAAGAUUUGUGUCACCGCAUACCUUGAUAAAAACAAAAAAGCAAAAAACCUGCUAUUUGUCUUUUAAAUUAUUAUGUCGUGUGUAUUCUAAGGAUCGAUGAGAAGGGGCAUCAUCUUUCAGUAAAAAUUAAAUUGGUAUAUUGAAAACAGCACUUGAAGUGGCCAAACCGUAGUAACAUAAAACCCUUCUGGAUGUAAUUCAGAUCAUAGCACAAGCCAAAAGAGGACUUGAAAAUUAACCAAGCUGCUGUUCGGCCAAACACCGGCUGCCGGUGAGGAACACGUAAACGUGCUUUCCGAGCAUUGUUUUGAAAAGCCCGUCUUAGGGGGACAAAAUUUUUUUAAUAUAGGUUUUGCUAUUAAGUUGCAAAGUAGUGUCCUCUUUUCAUUAACAGUUAUGCUACAGUCUAGAAGCCCUCUAGUCUGAUAAUUAAUAAAACAUUUGAACCCUUAAUUCUCAUCUAGCUGCUAAGAAUAUAAUAUUAGGGUUAAUUGAAAUUCCUUUAAAUGCCAGGCUUACACAUAAAUACUGCUUACAGCAUAUGCAGUUGGUAAAAUUAAAUAUGUACACAUAUUUGAAUAAGCUGAAGGACCCAAACCAAGUAUGACCAUGCGUUAGUGAAGGCUGUAUGCACAGUCCCUUUUUAGUUGUAUUUCUGGAAUUCUUCUGAAGCAGGAACAUGCUCUUUUGCUCAUUCAUUUAAGGCUUGUUGCUCAGAGAAAUGAGGCAGGAAACCCAAAAUACUGGUUCGUUUAAAUGGAGGCCUUUAUAUAUUAAGAGCCUCGAGUCUUAGACUAAUUUCACACCAACACAAACAGCUACAAUAUACUAACUCCCCAUGUCCCCGUCCUCCACUCCCCCCCCCCCCAUCAAAAAGACCAAAACAAAGUAUAAUUAGUCAUUCUUGACUUACUAGAUUUUGCGUUCUUUGAUAUUACCUAUUUACGUAGAGGGUAGUAAUCAUGAUUUGUCUUUCAUCUCCAUUGUAGUAGAGUCAAAUAAAAGUAUUCUUUAUUAAAGUGAA